This is a messenger RNA of Anastrepha ludens (Mexican fruit fly), 1662 nucleotides long. RefSeq lists its product as uncharacterized. The transcript has 2 exons. NCBI's taxonomy places the organism in Eukaryota, Metazoa, Arthropoda, Insecta, Diptera, Tephritidae. The coding region runs from base 1 to 906 and encodes 301 amino acids. The record is from RefSeq and is a predicted model, not a curated record.
AUGUCAAGGAAUGAAGACUCUCUAUCCGCACGACCAGGAUGGUUCCUGAAAAGGAAAAGUGAAGCUAUUUUUAGGCAAAUGGAAUCCAUGCAUCGUCUCGCAACAACCGAAGCCCUACGCUCACUGGAUCAUGUAGAUCUCACGUUGAAAUUGGAACUAGUAGACAACAUACGGAGUAAUUUUGAGCUCACACAAAACCGCCUGGAAGAAGAAGAUCCUGACGAAUUAGACACUGAUGCUCGACAGCAGUUCUUGAACAUAUUUAUUUCAGUCAAAGGCGCCAUCACUCGCGAGCUGCAGUCCAACCGCUUAGAUAGCCAUUUACAUUCAACCACACGCAAUUUUUCGCCUCAGGACUCGCAAUCUGUGGUUGUUCUUAAGCAACCAAAAUCUUGUUUACCGGAACUGAAGUUGCCAACGUUUAGAGGCAACUACUCAGAUUGGCCACAAUUUUUCUCCAUGUUUCGCACCAUAAUUGACCGAGAAGCUGAAUUAACUAAAGUGGAAAAACUCCAACAUCUCCGCUCAUGCCUUGCAGAUGCCGCGUUGGACACCAUAAAGUCCUUAGAAAUUCGCGAAUCUAACUAUGAUAAAGCUCUUGAAUUACUAAAUAACCGAUUUGAUAACAAGCGUUUAAUUUUUCAGGCACAUAUCCGUGAGUUAUUUGGACUAGAAAGUGUCGAAGGAAAGGUGGCAACAAAUCUCCGGCGGUUAACGGAUAAAUUUUUGUCACAUAUUCGUGCAUUACAGACUUUAGGCAGCAUAGAACAAUUGGCCGACAGCUUGCUGAUACACAUCGUUAUGCAGAAACUUGACUCCACUACUCAAAACAUGUGGGAGGAAAAAGUGUCAUCCAAUGAGCUACCCACUUGGGAAGGCAUGGCGUUGUUCCUAGAAAAAAGGUAACAAACUCUGGAGAAUGUUGCGUUUGCUACGCUCGGUAAGACUCCGACCAAACAGGUGAGCAAAUAUGUGAAUCGCAACAAGUCUUUUGUGGUCUCGAAGCCUGCGCAAAGGUCAUGUGUGUUUUGCAAGCACCUUGAUCACCUCAUUUAUACUUGCCCGUCAUUUGCGAAACUCUCCCCAAGCGAGCGCUGGAAAGAGGCAAAAAUUGCUGAACUUUGCCUGAACUGUCUUAAGCUUGGACAUCGAUUACAACAAUGCAAAUCCACUCACUGUUUUGGUUGUAAAGGUGCUCAUCACACCCUUUUACAUAAGGAUAUUCCAGAGCAACCCAUCCAAAAUGCCUCAUCGGCAGAAAAGUUUCUUCAACCAGGAUCAGCAGCAUCUUUGGUUUCCAUGGCGCCUCCAUGCAUAUCAAACGAGCACUCAAGCAUUAAACCAAACGAAUCCGUACUACUAGCUACCGCAACGGUGUUUGUAAAAAACAGUGUUGGAUGUUUUAUCCCCUGUCGUGCUAUUUUAGACUCAGCUUCGCAACUAAAUUUCGUUACGAGCAGGUUAUCCAACCAACUACAGUUGAAGAAAUCGAAGUUCCCAGUAGCAGUUUCGGGAAUUGGAGACUCAGAUACAACAAGCAUCCUGAUGAUCUUGCAGUUCUUACGCCGGGACAUUUUUUGAUUGGCGGCCCUUUCACAGCUACAGUAGAACCAGACAUCACUGAUCUGAAUAUUAACAGGCUCAGUCGUUGGCAGCGAAUUU